AAGAUCCUCGUCUUGGAUUUGGACGAGACCCUCAUCCACUCGACCUCACGCUCCCCGACCUGGACGGCUUUGCGAGCGCAACACUCUUCGGUCAAUGUCGUCCUCGAUGGACGCAGCGUCAUCUACCACGUCUACAAGCGUCCGUGGGUGGACUACUUCCUGCGCAAAGUCUCAACGUGGUACCAAGUCGUCAUCUUCACUGCCUCGGUGCAGGAGUAUGGCGACCCCGUUAUUGAUUGGCUCGAUCAGGGGCGCGGUCUGAUUGCGGGAAGGCUGUACAGGGAUGCCUGCACGUACAAGAAUGGGAGCUACCUCAAGGACUUGAGUAUUGUCGACUUGGAUCUGAGUAGAGUGUGCUUGGUCGACAAUUCCCCUGCUAGCUACUUUUUGAACCCUUCCAACGGCAUUCCAAUCGAAGGCUGGACUCACGACCCAUCCGACGAGGCGCUGUUGGAUCUUCUCCCAGUCCUCGACUCACUGCGCUUCGCCCAGGACGUGAGACACGUCUUGGGCCUGCGC
Molecule: messenger RNA, 519 nt
Organism: Microstroma glucosiphilum
Lineage: Eukaryota; Fungi; Basidiomycota; Exobasidiomycetes; Microstromatales; Microstromataceae
Product: NLI interacting factor
Exons: 3
Molecular function (GO): protein serine/threonine phosphatase activity
Source: RefSeq, a predicted model, not a curated record